Messenger RNA from Vitrella brassicaformis, 2376 nucleotides. Lineage: Eukaryota; Vitrellaceae. The record is from the annotation of a GenBank genome assembly.
CAUUGUUCCAGAAGAGGACACUGGAGUGCUGGAAUAGGGCAGGUGCUGCUAGAUGGGUGCGAAGGAGGUGCUGCUGGAUGGGACGGAGGCCGGCGCCAGUGGUAUGUUAGAGCCUGCGGGGCCAACGGAAGGUUCGUACGUGGUCAGACACACACACAGGGAGAGAGAAUCUAGUUUGUCAUCAGCUUCGUCUGCGAAGGAGAGUGUGCGAGGCAGCCAGGAGUUCAGGCCCGGCCCGGCGCAUGGACUUGGAGCCAUUGUUGCCUUGACGUGCUUCAACUUCCCAUGUGCACAGAGAGAGAUGCAUCAUGUUGAUCCGUGAGCGUUUGUCGUUUGUCCUUGCCUGUCUUUGCUGCAGACGGAAUGAUCUAUGCCACGAUUGGCGUUUAUAUUCUACCCUAUGAGGCCCUGCGGCUAUGGCCCAGCCACGAAAGCCUCAUGGUCGGUCUGUCCGUGGCCCUGAUUGGCCUCACGCAACUAACUUGCCCCGUUAUCGGCGUCAUCUCCGACAACCACGGAAAGAGGAAACCCUUCAUGUUUGCAGGUAGCCCACAGACAAAGUGGGAAAGCAGGCUUCACAGUCAGUUUUUGACUGAGAAAAAGUGCGUAUGAGAAGAUUCCGAAUUAUCUCUGACACCGAUACCUGCACAGGUGGUAUAGUGUCGGUGUCAAGUCUCUUAUUUAUGUCGCUAGCGAGCCUGCUGAUGGCACGUGGUUUGUGGCUGAUACUCCUGGUGGUCGUGUCGUGCGGCCUGAACGUUAUCUACAGGUAAGAGACACAAGGAUGAAUGAAUUGAUUCUCUCACACUAGGGUCCGAUAACAGCGCGCAGACGGGCCUAAUUGCUGAUCAGCUCAAGGACCAGUCCAGCCGAGGAACCGUGUCAGGCGUCGUCGCCGUACACCUGCUACUCGGAUCUACCCUAGGUCGAUUACGGUCACGCACACCAUUCACGGACACAAACAAAGUCAUGCGAGAACGACAUUUGUAGGUCAUACGUGUAUGUGGUUUGUGUGCAGGAUUUUUGUUCGUUGCGUACACAACAAAUUUUGACUUCCAAAUUAUGUACUUCACAUAUUGUGUGGUGAUUUUCGUUUCGGUGAUGCUGGUGUGCUAUAUGGCCGUGGAGGAUUGCAGCAACGAGUGGCUCAGGGGUUCUAAACUGGCGCUAAGAGACCUCCUGCGUUCAUUCACCGUCGACAGAAGUAACAACCCUGACUUUUUUUGGGUGCUCGUAGCGCGGUGAGCGGUGGUGCAGGCUGGAUCGCUCUCUAAUUUGUCGUCGAUUCCACUGGUGGUUCUAGGACGAUCUACUACGUUGGGACCAGCGGGGAGGUGAGGAAUACAGAAUCUCAAUAAAGUCGCAGUCACAUGGCGCUGGCCAGGUCUUCCUCCUGUAUUAUUUACGCGACAUGGUGGGGACGAGCGACGAGGCGACGCAAAAAUUCCAAAUCUCUAUCAUAGCCUUGCUGGGACAGGCACACAAAAUGGAGACAGAGAGAGAGACAACAUACAGACAUGCCUUCUUACUCUGUCUUUCGUCAUUGUAUGUUACUGUAUGUGACUCAGUCCGCAGCAGCAGUGGUGGCUUGUCCAGCGGGUUAUUUGAGCGAGCGGUCGGGAAGAAAAAUCCUCGUCUACCUCGCAUGCUCGCUCAUGUGCUUCACGUGGGCCAUGUUGAUCAUCAUGCCAUACAUCUGGGUACACACAGUAGCCACGAUCAGCCCCGCACAUGCCCGUUUCCUUCUCCGCUCAGACGGAGGACGCGUCAUACGAGUCCUAUGUGCUGUGCAUAUACUUCUGCGCCGUCAUUUACGGCAUCGGUAAUGGCGCAUACCUAUCAGUCGAGCUUGCACUUGCACUCGACUGUCUGCCCGACGGAAGGACCGCUGCAAAGGACCUCGGUCAGUCACGCCCGCCACUUGUACAUGACCUCGCUGACCAUUAUGUGGUGUGCAGGAAUCUGGAGCGCGAGUGCAUUUAUUGGGAGUGCUAUAGGGCCGCUAAUUCAGGCGUUCUCUCUCGAGCUCGUCGGCCGCCGCGGCAUCGCCAUUGAUCACAUGGACCAACCCGAGAGUUACCACUAUGCCGGCUAUCUUUCAGUUUUGGCAUUUUCGUUUGUAUCUCUAUCUGUGUCUGCAUUGAUUAUCUCCUUCAUCCGACGGGUCAGAUGAUCGAUGGACCUUAUAUUGAGAUUGCAACUGGGCCUCCGAAAGGUUGAUUUGGCCAGUGUAUGCGGGUGCGGUUUGCUUCCUUUAUUCGUCUGGUCACCAUAUGCAGACGUGUUCCAACCAAAUUCUGCAUACAUCGUUGAUAGAGCCGGCAUUCCGUUUCACUGUGGACCCUUGACAUUGAAUAAUGUGAAUGCACAGACCAG